This is a messenger RNA of Cuscuta campestris, 1668 nucleotides long. The record is from the annotation of a GenBank genome assembly. Lineage: Eukaryota; Viridiplantae; Streptophyta; Magnoliopsida; Solanales; Convolvulaceae.
ACACUCUCUGUUUUGUGUUCACACCCCAUUUUCCACUCAUUUCAUCUCCAACAUCUCCUUCCACGUACAAACAAAUUCAAAAACCCCAUCUUCCAUCUCCGCCCUUCUUCCUCAUCAUCGAUCAUCUUCCCCACCAAUCCUCAGAUUCAGUCAGUCACCACACACAAUGGAAUCUUCAUCUCCAUUGUCAAUGCACCAGCCCCUCUACCGCCGGCAAGACGACUCUGCCUCCGCCGCGGUCAAACCCACCUCGACUCCCAACAGGAAAAGCUUCCGCGCCCCGUCCUUCAAGGAGGACACCUACUUCGCCUCCGAGCUCAGACACUCCGAGAAGAAGGCCCUCUCGGACCUCAAGAUCGGCCUCGCCUCCCUCGCCCCCGCCGCCUCCAUGUGGGGCAUCCCCCUCCUCUCCGGCGACGACCGCGCCGACGUGAUCCUCCUCAAGUUCCUCCGCGCCCGGGACUUCAAGGCCCCGGACGCCCUCCACAUGCUGGUGAAGUGCCUGGCGUGGAGGAAGGAGUUCGGCGCGGACGAGGUGGCAGAGGAAGAGCUGGCCGGGUUCGAGGAACUCCAAGGGAUUGUGGCCUACAUGAACGGCUACGACCGGUUCGGCCACCCGGUUUGCUACAACGCAUACGGGGUGUUCAAAGACAAAGAAAUGUACCGGAGAUUCUUCGGCGGAGACGGGGAAGAAGAACACGACCGCGGCGGCGAAGGCGAAGAGAAGCUCAAGAGAUUCCUGAGAUGGAGGGUUCAAGUUCUUGAGAGAGGGAUAAAGCUUCUCCAUUUCAAACCGGGUGGGGUCAAUUCUCUGGUCCAAGUCACUGAUCUUAAGGACAUGCCCAAGAGAGAGCUUAGGGUCGCCUCUAAUCACAUCCUCUCCCUUUUCCAGGACAACUACCCCGAAUUGGUCGCCCGCAAGGUGUUCAUCAAUGUCCCAUGGUACUUCAGUAUGGUAUACUCAAUGUUCAGUCCAUUCAUGACGCAGAGGACGAAGAGCAAAUUUGUCAUCUCCAAGGAAGGAAAUGCUGCUGAGACCCUAUACAAGUUCAUCAGGCCGGAGUAUGUACCGGUUCAGUAUGGAGGUCUAAGCCGGCCGAGCGAUUUGCAAGAUGGUCCGCCUAAACCGGCCUCUGAAUUUACUGUCAAGGGAGGGGAGAAAGUCAACAUUCAGAUUGAAGGCAUUGAGGGUGGCUCGACAAUAACAUGGGACAUAGUGGUGGGAGGAUGGGAAGUAGAGUACACCGCAGAGUUCGUACCAAACGCCGAGAGCAGCUAUAGCAUUGCCGUGGAAAAGCCUCGGACGGUUGCCGCCGGGGAAAUGGCAGUUCGCAACUCCUUCAAGUCACCGGAGGGCGGCAAGUUGGUGCUCUCCGUCGACAACACCGCCUCGAGGAAGAGGAAAGUCGCCGCUUACCGAUACCUUGUCCGUAAAUCGUCUGCCGUUGUCUAGUACCCGUUGCAUCCAUACUGUAUGGUUUUUAUGAAUUGAUUACCACCCCCAUAUAAAUAAUAUUUUGGGUUAAUUAGUGUAUUUAUCGAAGUUCAUGACCUAGCUAAUCUCGAUCUUGGGUUCUUUUUUGAUCCGUUCUUUGAUGGUUUUACCUCUUUAUGGGUACAAACUUUAGUCAUAUGCGUACUACGGAGUAAUAAAUAUUAUUUGUACAA